Oldenlandia corymbosa var. corymbosa is the source of this 1284-nucleotide messenger RNA. The record is from the annotation of a GenBank genome assembly. Lineage: Eukaryota; Viridiplantae; Streptophyta; Magnoliopsida; Gentianales; Rubiaceae.
AUGUCGACGGUGGUGGUUUUGGACAACGGCGGCGGCCUAAUUAAAGCCGGCAUAGGCGGCGAGAUGGACCCCGUAUGCGUCGUUCCCAACUGCACAGCUCGUCCCCUGGCUUCCAAGAAGUGGUUGCUCGCCGACCAACUCCUUUCCCCAACCGAAGACCUCACCUCCGCCACCAUCCGCCGCCCCUUCGACCGCGGCUACUUAACGAACCCAGAUCUCCAGUCCACCAUCUGGGCCCACGUCUUCAACAAUCUCCUCAAAGUGACGCCGUCUCAGUGCUCCCUCCUCCUUACGGAGCCCCUCUUCACGUUGCCUUCAAUUCAGCGUUCUGUGGACGAAUUGGUAUUCGAAGAGUUCAAUUUUGAGUCCCUUUUUGUUGCUGAUAGUCCAUCUUUAGUCCAUUUGUACGAGGCUUCUAGAAGACCUUAUGGGCUGGCCUCUAGAGCUCAGUGUAGCUUGGUUGUGGAUUGUGGGUUUAGUUUUACUCAUGCCGCCCCUGUGUUCCAGAACUUCACUUUGAACUAUGGGGUGAAAAGAUUGGAUCUUGGGGGCAAGGCAUUGACUAAUUAUUUGAAAGAGUUAGUGAGUUAUAGGAGCGUGAAUGUGAUGGACGAGACCUUUAUAAUUGAUGAUGUUAAGGAGAAGCUGUGCUUUGUUUCUUUGGAUAUUGACAGGGACUUGGAGGUUGCAAGGAGAAGGGGUAGAGAUAAUUUGUUCAGAUGCACAUAUGUCCUUCCUGAUGGCAUCACUCAUACAAGGGGUUUUGUCAAGGACCCGAAUGAAGCCAAGAGGUAUAUGAGUUUAGAUGAUGAAGAUGAAAAAGAGGAUGAAACCGACCUAAUGGAUACCACAGAAAGAUCUGAUAGACGGACGAUUGACUUGUCCAAAAAUGAGUUUAGCGUGACAAAUGAGCGGUUUGUUGUACCAGAGAUGAUCUUUCGGCCAGCUGAUUUAGGAAUGAACCAAGCAGGGCUAGCAGAAUGCAUUGUGCGUGCCGUCAAUUCCUGUCAUCCUUACCUUCAUCCCGUGCUCUAUGAAAGUAUCAUAUUAACUGGUGGAAGCACUCUGUUUCCUCGAUUUGCUGAAAGAUUGGAGAAGGAGCUUCGCCCCCUUGUCCCGGAUGAAUAUAGAGUGAAAAUAACCUGUCAAGAAGACCGCAUAUUAGGUGUCUGGCGAGGGGGAUCACUUUUCACAUCCAGUCCUGACUUUGAAACAAUGUGUGUUAGCAAGGCUGAAUACGAAGAGUUGGGUUCGGCUCGAUGCCGCAGGAGAUUUUUUCGCUAG